GCGGCGGAGUGCCGGCGGCGGCCGGAAGUAGCCGAAGCGCGCGGCGGAAGUAGCCGAAGCGGCCGGAGCGGGCGGGCGGCAAGGCGAGGCCGGAGCUGCACAGGGCCCUUACGCGGCCGCCUCAGCAUGUCGGACUUCGACGAGUUCGAGCGGCAGCUCAACGAGAAUAAGCAAGAGCGAGACAAGGAGAACCGGCACCGGAAGCGUAGCCACAGCCGCUCUCGAAGCCGGGACCGCAAGCGCCGGAGCCGGAGCCGGGACCGGCGCAACCGGGACCAGCGGAGCGCCUCCCGGGACAGGCGGCGGCGAAGCAAACCUUUGACCAGAGGCGCUAAAGAGGAGCACGGUGGAUUGAUUCGCUCCCCCCGCCACGAGAAGAAGAAGAAGGUCCGUAAAUACUGGGAUGUACCGCCACCUGGCUUCGAGCACAUCACCCCCAUGCAGUACAAGGCCAUGCAAGCUGCGGGUCAGAUUCCAGCCACCGCUCUUCUCCCCACCAUGACCCCUGAUGGCCUGGCUGUGACCCCGACGCCGGUGCCCGUGGUCGGGAGCCAGAUGACCAGACAGGCCCGCCGCCUCUACGUGGGCAACAUCCCCUUUGGCAUCACUGAGGAGGCCAUGAUGGAUUUCUUCAACGCCCAGAUGCGCCUUGGGGGGCUGACCCAGGCCCCUGGCAACCCCGUCUUGGCUGUGCAGAUUAACCAGGACAAGAAUUUUGCCUUCUUGGAGUUCCGCUCCGUGGACGAGACCACCCAGGCCAUGGCCUUCGAUGGCAUCAUCUUCCAGGGCCAGUCGCUGAAGAUCCGCAGGCCUCAUGACUACCAGCCCCUGCCUGGCAUGUCAGAGAACCCCUCCGUCUAUGUGCCUGGAGUUGUGUCCACCGUGGUUCCAGACUCUGCCCACAAGCUGUUCAUCGGGGGUCUGCCCAAUUACCUGAACGAUGACCAGGUAAAAGAGCUGCUGACGUCGUUUGGGCCUCUCAAGGCCUUCAACCUGGUCAAGGACAGUGCCACGGGGCUCUCCAAGGGCUAUGCCUUCUGUGAGUACGUGGACAUCAACGUUACAGACCAGGCCAUCGCAGGGCUGAAUGGGAUGCAGCUGGGGGAUAAGAAACUGCUCGUCCAGAGGGCAAGUGUGGGAGCCAAGAAUGCCACGCUGGUGAGCCCCCCGAGCACCAUCAACCAGACCCCUGUGACCCUGCAAGUGCCAGGCCUGAUGAGCUCCCAGGUGCAGAUGGGCGGCCACCCGACCGAGGUCUUGUGCCUCAUGAACAUGGUGCUGCCCGAGGAGCUGCUGGACGACGAGGAGUACGAGGAGAUCGUGGAGGACGUGCGGGAUGAGUGCAGCAAGUACGGGCUCGUCAAGUCCAUCGAGAUCCCCCGGCCUGUGGACGGCGUCGAGGUGCCCGGCUGCGGAAAGAUCUUCGUGGAGUUCACCUCUGUGUUCGACUGCCAGAAAGCCAUGCAGGGCCUGACGGGUCGCAAGUUCGCCAACAGAGUGGUUGUCACAAAAUACUGUGACCCCGACUCUUACCACCGUCGGGACUUCUGGUAGAGGGGGAGGGGGAGGGUGGGGGCAGGGCUGGCUGGGGGCUGCUCCCCCUCCCACCCCCCCUCUUUUCCCCCUCUGAAGAAGAUGGGCAGAGGAGUGACAGCCGAAUGACAGCCGGCAGCAACUGGAAUGGCAGCAAUUAGGGUGGGGUGGGUGGGGUGGGGGUUGGGAUGGGGAGGGGAAUGGGGAAGUGCGCGCACAGGCCCACACAGACACAUGCACCCAGACACAGAGGGAAGGGGUGGGGACGGGGAGGGGGUGCACAGCAGGGCGGGGUAGGACCCCCAUAGCCCCUCCCCAAAACAGCCUCUCCUCCCUUUUACCCUCUUUCUCCCCUUCCCCACCGUAGAAACAUAGUGUGUUUAUAUUUUAUGGCCAAACUAUUUUGAAUUUUGUUGUCCUACCCCUGGUGCCCUGCCUUCUCCCUUUCCAGGACCACAGCUCCCGCCCUCUUGGCCUCUGGUCCUCUCCCUGGUGCCCGCCCUCUCCCCGGUUUCUUACGUAGUUGAUUCUCUCCUCCUUAGUCUUCCCCCACCUGCACCCCAGCCCCGUGGCCCUGUCCUCCUCUCUGUGGCAGUUUCAUAUUUGCUAAGACAAAUUUGCUCAUUAAACAUUUUGUUGUAUUUUACUUUA
Molecule: messenger RNA, 2184 nt
Organism: Hyaena hyaena (striped hyena)
Lineage: Eukaryota; Metazoa; Chordata; Mammalia; Carnivora; Hyaenidae
Gene: U2AF2
Product: U2 small nuclear RNA auxiliary factor 2
Exons: 12
Coding region: 127-1554 (475 amino acids)
Biological process (GO): mRNA processing
Cellular component (GO): nucleus; nuclear speck; commitment complex
Molecular function (GO): pre-mRNA 3'-splice site binding; poly-pyrimidine tract binding
Source: RefSeq, a predicted model, not a curated record